Messenger RNA from Fundulus heteroclitus (mummichog), 2760 nucleotides. Its product is annotated as somatostatin receptor type 5-like. The record is from RefSeq and is a predicted model, not a curated record. Gene Ontology annotation, molecular function: neuropeptide binding; somatostatin receptor activity. Bases 322 to 1404 code for a protein of 360 amino acids. Gene Ontology annotation, biological process: cellular response to glucocorticoid stimulus; regulation of insulin secretion; neuropeptide signaling pathway. The transcript is spliced from 4 exons. Gene Ontology annotation, cellular component: membrane; neuron projection. NCBI's taxonomy places the organism in Eukaryota, Metazoa, Chordata, Actinopteri, Cyprinodontiformes, Fundulidae.
GGCUUCCCAUCAUCGGAGGAGCGCACUGGAUUUGUUUUGCUGAUGAACUUUUAAGCUCAGAUACGAUACGUUGUUGAUAACGUUUUUUUUUCUAUGUGUCUGUGUGCGUUGAGCAUGUCGACAUGGAUAUGCGACCCAUUUAAACAAAAUCCAUAAAAAUGAGAGAAAACUUAUAAGUUGGGUGGUGUUUGUAAUUGGGAUCUGGAAAGAAGUGGAUUUAGGGUGGACGAUUCUAUCAAUCCAUGAGCGCAGGAGACGGGAAUCACCUCUCUGGAUAGUGGAAAGUUGCGCUGAAGCGAUCAGCUAAUCCACCAUAAACCGAUGGACAUCAGCACUUCCUCCUUCAACAUGAACGACAACAAUGGGACAACAAUGUCUGACAAUACCAGCAGCACCAACAGAACCUCACAUUUCCCCAAUGAGGUUACUGCAGUACUCUACACUAUUGUCUUCGUUGUGGGUUUCUUGGGUAACGCAUUAGUUAUCUAUGUAGUUGCCCGAUACAGCAAGAUGAAGACAGUAACCAACAUGUACAUCCUGAAUUUAGCUGUGGCGGAUGAACUCUACAUCUUGGGGAUCCCCUUCAUAGGGACCACUGGUGUGCUCUCCUAUUGGCCAUAUGGAGAUUUUCUCUGCAAGGUGGUCAUGACUUCUGACGGCAUGAGCCAGUUCGCCUCCACCUUCUGCCUGACGCUGAUGAGCAUUGACCGCUUCCUUGCUGUGGUUUAUCCCAUUCGUAGCACCAAAUGGCGAAAGCCACGGAUGGCCAAGAUUUUCAGUGGCCUGGUGUGGGUUGUUUCCCUCCUGAUGGUGUUGCCGGUUAUCAUUUUUACACAAGUGCAGGAAGACACUAACACCUGCAACAUAAGCUGGCCUGGGCCUCCGGGCGUGUGGUCCGUUGUUUUUAUCCUGUACACAUCAAUCAUGGGGUUUUUUGGCCCUUUGGUUGUCAUCUGCCUCUGCUAUCUCCUGAUUGUCAUCAAGGUGAAGUCUGCAGGCGUGCGUGCAGGCCAGACUAAGCGGCGCAAGUCAGAGCGCAAGGUGACGCGCAUGGUGGUGAUCAUCGUGGUGGUUUUUAUACUCUGUUGGCUGCCCUUUUUUACUGCCAACAUUGUGAAUUUGUUUCAUUUCAUACCCGAGAACGAAAUCACUACCGCUGUCUACUUUUCCCUGAUCAUCCUCACCUACGUCAACUCCUGUGCCAACCCAGUCCUUUACGGGUUCCUGUCUCACAACUUCAAGCAGAGCUUCAAGAAAGUGCUUUGCUGCUCCAAAGAGAAUGGUACUACAAUUACAGAACCAGUGGGGACCAGACAGAACAAUGAGAAGGAGUCUACCCAGAUGGUCAUAAUGAACACCCAGAGUGAGCCUUUAACCUCAAAACCUGCAAUGAAUGGCCAGUGAUUGCUGCCUUGUUGCUGACCAAGCUUUCACCGAUGAACCAUUGGGACCUCAGGCAUUUUACCCAUGAGCCUUCAUACUGACAGGGAAUAUCCUGAGUAUAUUUUGGUUGCCCCCAUUUCUGUCUUGGGCGUCUCUGGAGAGGCUCACUGAACUGUUUGAGAAGCAGUUUUUACUAAUCACUGCGGGGUUUUUUUUGUUUUGUUUUUUGUUUUCAUGUCUUUGUACACUGCAAUAGACUGUGAGGAUAUGUUUUUGUUUUUCUUGUUUUGUUGGAAAGUAAGUGUCAAUUACUUUAAUCAGUUUAGAAUUAAUAUUUUGUUUUGUUCUAUAAUGGGCAUUUUUCAAGAAGUGAUAUUGCUUAUUCAAAUACUUGUGUUUUAAAGAGGACAUAUUGUGCAAAAUCCACUUUUUUAGCCUGUAAAGUGUAACUCACGCCGAUGUAAAAUCAUAACCCCAAUCCCAGACAAUUUGGAAAAUGCCACUAAAGUGGGCAGUGCCACAAGACCCUGAGGUGAAAGGGCUACAUGUGGGGAUGAGUGGUUAGGGGAUGAGGGGUGGGGGUUAUUAAGCGGGGCUGUGGUUAGGACAAGGGAAAGUAACGUAUUGAAACAUGGAGUGACCAGGGCAACACCUGUGGUUUCAUCACAGUGCGGUCUUUUGAGGUGGAGGAUUUUUCCCCCCUCAUCACCAGAGGUUGACAGACGCUUUGUGGAGCCCAGUAGGCCUGAGCAUUAUCAGUUCGAGCAGCAGGCUAAAGGUGCUGAAUCAGUGAUGCCUAAAUCUGGCACUGCUGAGGCAGUGCCAGAUUGCCUCAGCAGUACGGUUUCUGAAUGGUUGUGAUGUUAGCAGUACAGCUGUGUUAAAUCGAAAACAGAUAUUUGCUGUGCUAAUUUUUCGUUCGCCGAAUUAUCUAUCACGCUAAGUUUAGAAACUGUUUGCAGACUGGUUAGCGUGUACUUCAUUGGGUUUUGACACCUGUAAGUACAAUAACAACACUCCAGAUAUUCAUCCGUUGUUUACAUCGCUGUCCUAUCUCUUAUUACACACUACACAUCCACACAGACUUUUCCACACAACAGUAGCAGUCCCGGCUCCACAAAAAGCCAUUGUUAAUAGCAGUGCUGUUUUCUUCUUACCUUCUUAGCUGAUAUGGUCUUAAUAUUGUUGGCUCCCAUUGCUCAACAACUUCAUAAUUACACAGACUGUGCUAUGUCAGACUGCUCAAAAACAAACAAUGGUAUAUGCUUUUUUUCUUUUGUAAACAGUAUGCUGUUGUGUGACCCUAAACCUUUAAUUAGUACUCUAACCAAGCUUUUUUGGUGCUUGGCUUUACCGGCACCCCAAUAGGUGGAAGGA